AUGACAGCGGUGUCAAAGAAGAUAUUAAGAUUAACCUUGACAGGAAAUGGCCAGGCAGCUGCCAACAAUCCAGAGAAUGAAGGCAAAUCGUAUUCCAACUAUCGAUACAAUACUUCAAAGAAUCAAUGGGAUCAGAUUCUAACUGAAGAUACUAUGCAUAGAGGUGGAUGGCCAUCAACAUUAAUAAAAAAAACAAAAACAGAAAUUUAA
Heterostelium album PN500 is the source of this 210-nucleotide messenger RNA. RefSeq lists its product as uncharacterized. The record is from RefSeq and is a predicted model, not a curated record. The transcript has 2 exons. Bases 1 to 210 code for a protein of 69 amino acids. NCBI's taxonomy places the organism in Eukaryota, Evosea, Eumycetozoa, Acytosteliales, Acytosteliaceae.